This is a messenger RNA of Triplophysa rosa, 5878 nucleotides long. RefSeq names its product mesothelin a (gene mslna). The coding region runs from base 476 to 5017 and encodes 1513 amino acids. Gene Ontology annotation, cellular component: cell surface. Gene Ontology annotation, biological process: cell-matrix adhesion. Lineage: Eukaryota; Metazoa; Chordata; Actinopteri; Cypriniformes; Nemacheilidae. The record is from RefSeq and is a predicted model, not a curated record. The transcript is spliced from 40 exons.
GGCCAUUCGAGCUCGAGUCUUGAUACACUAACUUCAUUCGUCCAUUCCUUCACAGCGACAGAACUCAGGUGUCGACUGCACAUUGCCAUUUACCAACAGUACGGACUUCAUCCAGCAGAACUUUGGGAGCUUUUCUAGUUCAGCAACACUUCAAGAGUUCUACGAUUUGAAAAGCAAUUUCUCAGCCCUGGACGCACUUAACGUUCUCUCACGCGAACAACUGAAUGAUCUGGUGUUCACACCUCAUGCCAGAGCAGGAGACAGAAACGAAAUCCUCCGAAGAGUCUUUGACUUCCUUCUUCUAGCACCUAACAGGGACAAACUGAAUGAACUCCUGCCCUCUCUUCAGACUCAGGCCCGCAGGGCAAACUUCAGUUGUGAAAAUUACAGAAACAUCUUUGAUAGGGUGGACCAGACAUUAUCACCACUUCUUCCUAACCAGACUGAAGCUCUGCUGACAUACAGAGAUUCUCUGAUGAUGAUUCCUCCCGAUGAGUGCAUAGACAGAUCUGGCCAAUGCGCAUCAACUCCAGUAAACGAAACUGCCAUCUGUGCGGGAGUCAACAGCACUGCUUUGGAUCAGUUCUUGAAUACGCCUGUGAAUGCAACAGGCUCUCAGACUCUUUGCAACUACAGUGUCUCACAGUUUGCCUGUCUGCCAACUGUUUCUCGGUUAACUCCUCAACAAGUGGCUGAUAUGUUGGCCUGCAAACUCUCCAGCAAUGUGACAAAAGAAACCUGGAAGCUUUUCUUCACCAGAGUCAUCACACAGCUUGAUGAAGCACUGCUGCGGUUUACCAACACGACUCCCAGUCCAAGCAACGUCUUCUUGUCUGAUGUUCUGGAUGUGAUAGUCGAGGUCCGGAUCAAUCGCUUAAGUCCCCAGAGACUGAGAGAUGCUGCGUUCAUUGGCACAUGGUUCCAGGGGAGACUGAAACCAUUCUUAGCAUCAUUUUCUCAGACAUCUCUGUCCUGUCUCAGCACCAAAAACCUGACCUGUGAAAGUUAUCGCAGAAUUGUUGAGGCGUUUGUAAAUGCAGUUCCACAAGAUGGACAAGAUGUUUGCAAACCACUGCAGCCCACUCCUGUCACCCAAAGACGAGAUUUGAUCUACACAGAAUUCAUUCAUGCAUUCCUCUCUCGCAAUAACACUGACGAUCCCAGGUGUCUUAGAGAUACAGCCAACAGCACACAGUGGCUUGUAAGAAACUUAGGGGUGUUCUCACAGUCGGCUCCUCUAAAGACACUUCAGACACUAAACAGAAACUUUACUGCGAUGGAGGUCCUGCCUCUUUUGUCUUUUAAACAAUUACUCGAGUUUUCUGCCACUCCUGGAUCACUGAUGGAUCCUCCAGGUGUCAACAAUGUAAUGAAGUAUGUUAAGGAUUGCCAGUUGAGUGCUUUCUUUGACAGCCUUUCCCCAGGAGUGCAGGACGUUCCUCUCACACAAGAUGUAAAAGCCGCUCUGAUCAGACAGAUAUUUGAUCGAGCUAACCUGUCUAAUGCGAACACCAGUAAUGAGGAGUUUGUCACAUGGAUCAACAGUAGAAUAAAGCCUCUGCUCACCAACCUUACAGACAGCCUGGUCACUCCAUUUUUUGACAUCCUCAGCACAAGGGACUGCAACAUCACUCAAAAUACAGUGAAGCUGCUAGAUGGUGUCCGACCUUCCAUGCCAAAUAAUACCAAGAAUGCAAUCUACAAUAACAUUCUAAAGUCUAUCAGAGGGCCACAGCCUCUGAGAUGCUACAGGAACAACAGCUUCAUCACAUUCGUAAAUGAAAGCCUGCUAGGGUUUGGGCCACCUCCGAAUGUGACCACCCUCCUCUCUUUGGUACCGCCACCUCGGAAAAUAGAGAUUGUAAACUCUAUACCUCCUUCUGAGCUGGGAAGCUACCUCACCCAGCCGGACGUGGUGGACAGUGAUGCAGAGAUCUGUUUCAUCUUCAAAAACAUGGGCAAAACCCCAGAGUUUUUGGAAAAUAUAGAGGUACCGGAUCCUGUGAAACGUUCAAUCCUGCCCUGCGUCUGGCCUUUGGCAUUGUCAAGUGACAAUCAGACUGAGAUUGACUUGUGGUUUGACCGUCGUUUGAAGGUCUAUUUGAAGUUCUUGAACACGGCCAUACUAGGAUCAAACGACACCCUGAAUGCACCGUGCCUGUCGUACAGAAAAAUGGUCAAUGUCUUGGGCAGCAAAUCUUUUAAUGCUUCUCAGCUUUCCAGUGCGGAUAUAUACAACACAACCAUUAAGACGUAUCUUAAAACAGAUUCUAAUCCAAAAUGUUUCAACGUCACUGACACAAGAUUUAACUCAACCGCAUGGUUUGUCAAUUUCAUCGGUGUCAACUUCAUCAGCUUCAUGAGCAUUGAUGAUCUGUACUCUUUCGGUCCUGAGAGCACGAUUAAAACGUUCAGUGUGGAUCCUGCCAACAUCCAGCUGUUCAAUCAACCUGGAAUCCAGAAGAAAGUGUUAAGUCGCUACACCGAGCUCAUCUUUCUGCAAAACCCCAGCUUUAAUCUAUUUUCCUUGCCAUCAACGUUGCAGUGUGAUGCCCCGGUAUCAGUCUUCACUAAACUAAAUGAGAGUCAGACUGAGAUCAUUCUCGGAAACUUUAAAACAUCUUGCUCUGGCGUAGAUCCUCAAAUAUCUGCUGUUCUUGUUGGAAACAUCAAAACCAUAGAUGCUAGUGCUAUUCAAAACCUGGGACAAGAAAGUGUCGGUCUAACCACUGUGCAAAUAAACAAAGCACCUUCGUCGGUUCUGAUCAGUGGUCUCUCAACACUGGGCAAUGUGACCGGCUGGAGCUUUGGACAAGCCCAGGCCAUCGUAACAGUGCUUCUGAGUGGAAACUUUCAGAUCAACAGUACCAGUUUGCUGAGUCUAGGAUCUCUGAUUGGAGGACUUCCUUCAGAAAACCUGGUCACUAUUGCUCCACAACAAAUUCUUGAAACAUCUCGUGAUCCAGUGUUUGUUAAAAACAUACUCGCCGCCCCAGAGAUUGUUCAGAUGACCUUUGUCAACCAGCUUAUCAAAGUCAACACGUCAGUAUCUGCUCUAAUGUCAAAUGUUCCCAAUGAGAUGGCCCUUCAAAUUCCUAGAAACCUUCUGAUUAUUCCCGCCACAGCAGACGUAGCAGUUUUGAAACAAUUUAACGAUAAAAAGUGGAAACCUGAACAGGCCGUUCUGUUCUUCGAUUCUGUUGCUGGUGCAUUUAAUAAUUCUGACGAUCUGUCCGUGGAUGUAUUGCAAGGAUUCACAUGCUCCCGAGUACAGAAAUUCACUAAAGCUAAAACCAAGAGCCUGAUUAAUGCCUGCCGAAAAAGACCAGGCAGACCGAAUGUCAAAUUGAGUGAGUCUCAGCUGACAUGCAUGUAUAACUUAAUCAGAGAUGAUUCGCCAUUGGAUUUUGUCAGCUAUCCAAAAGAUAUGUUGCUGUACUACAAUUACGAAACAAUCCCAAAAAGCAGCUGUACGUCAUAUUUUACUGAGGUUGGCUCAGCCGAUUUCUCAGUCCUGUCAAGUGAACUGCAAGGGAAACGCGGCACUCUGUGGAGUAAUGCUCAAGGCUGCCUUAACAUUGAUGGAAAUAGCAUCAAGAAGAAGGAUUUGGCAGUGCUGGGCAAUUUGGCAUGCGUUUUAGACAAAGACAACAUCGAAAACUCCGACCCAGAUAUCCUCGAGAACAUGAAGAACUGCAAAGAUCUCUCAAAUGCGCAGAUGGGAGCUAUGGAAACAGUUCUCUUGAAGGGAACGUCAAAAUACGGACCACCAGGCAAAUGGAAUCAGAAAACACUUGACGAUCUCGGAAUUCUUCCUUUGUAUUUCUCCAAGUCUUUUUGGGGAUCAUUCAAGCAGAAUGAUUUAAAGAAGUUCCUGAAAAGCUUCCUGAAAUCACUGCGUACCAAUAAAACCCCAAAAGUCCUAAUGAAGAAAUUGUUUGGCGCUCUCAGUGUAGCAACACCACUGGCCAACAGAGCAGGGGAUACCUGUACUAAGGGCAACAUCACCAGUAUUGAGAUCAGCGGUGAUGACUUCCCCUUUGGAUAUGAUGCUACACAGUUCAGGGCUUGCCUGAGUGCCGAUGUAGUGAGGGACAACCUUGCUAGCCUGUGUGAAAAAAUCGAUGAUGAUACCUUCCAGAGAGUCAUUUUGGACAAACUCAAUGAGAUAUCACCAAGUGGCCUUUCGGAGAGUCAGGUCAAGGUACUGGGCCCGGUGUCUAGAGUUGCAACAACGGAUGAAAUUAAUAAAUGGAACAUCACUAAAUCUGACACAUUGGCAGCACUGAUGAACUCGAAUGAAGGCAGCUGGAACUCGUCACAGACCAAAGAAAUCAUCACAAAGUAUCUAAGCGCUAACAAUAGUCUGGCUGCAACUGAGCUGAAUAUAGUGAAAGGACCAAAUCUUUGCUCUCUGAACACCAGCACCUUGAAAACAAUAUCAUCCGAAAGCAUCAAGGAGGCUGACACCUUGGAUGUGUCAAAAUGCUCUUCUGACGACAAAAAGGUGUUCUUCUCCCUAGCUAACACAGCUUUCCCCAUUGCGUCUGCCAGUGGGCAAAGUACCACCCUUGCAGCAUAUCAGUUAGUUGAGUCCUAUCUCGGGGGUGCGGAUGUAACGUACAUCAGGAAUUUAACAUCUUUAAGUGUCAGCAUGAGCUUGCCCACUUUUAUUAAACUGGAUGGAGGCGUUGUCACGAAUCUCACCGUGUCUGAAGUUGUGGGGCUUCUCGGUUCGAAUCUGCGGGAUCUAAAAACAUAUGAAAAUCAAACGCUCGUGCGCAGCUGGAUCUCACUGCAGCUCCAGUCGGACCUGGAUAGACUGAAUAUCACACUGACUGGAGGCAAAUCAAACGCAACUUCACCAAAUAACUCUACGCUUACUACAACAACUGUCAUGUCUCCUUCCACCACUGUCAAAACCCUUGCAGGAGCUUCAGGAAUCAGAGCCAACGAAUGGUCAUUCUCAUUCACCAUUCUUCUGCUCAUUUUUACAAUCAUCAAAGUGGACUUAUAACCAUACUGCCAAUGAAAAAUGACGUCAUUUGUCUAUAAUUACUCAUUCUGUUUGAUUAUUAUUGGUCCCAUUCUAUAAAGGGAUAUCCUGUCUUCCAUCUUCGAUGUUAUUUAGAAUUUUUCAUUUUUAACAUUAUGUAUUCCUGUAUAUUAUACAAUAUCAAUAAUCAUAUUUGACAUCUCUUCAAUCAGCAAUAUUGCACUAAUAACAUGAGAUCAGAUGAAUGUAUAUGUAGCUCUUUUAUUUAAAGAAAUGUGCUGUCUCACACUAUGUGGAUGUUUUACUUAUUUUAAUAUGUUGGACGAAUUAAUUAUGCUAUCAAGACAAUAUUUUGGAACUUCAUUUGGCCGUUUGUUUUAUACUACACAAAAACUUCUCAAACUUUAAAAGUGUUAUAAGAAUAAUCUUUUGUUAAUCUUGUGUAUAAUGUUCUAUGAUUGGUACCUGUUUAUUUGUGAUGAUGAUCAUAUCUGAUAAUGGGAAAUUUAGUCUAUAGUACAGAAACAAAUAAAAGGUAAUCCAUGAAGAACAAAGAUAUUGGUUGUCAUUUUGAAAACUUGUCAAACUAUUGUUUAUUUUAGUUUAUUAGAAGAUUAAUGAGAUCCGGUAAGAAGUGAAAAGUGUAUGUAAGGUAAGUGUGUUCUUGAGGGAAGUAGCUCAUUCUUGCAGUUGUUCACAAAUGGUUCAUUAUUAUUUUAAGGAUAAGAAUAAAAUCAUUGAAUGAUUGGCCUGAUUAUAUUGCAAAACUGCUGAGACCAAGUUAGACCUAGUCCAUUAACAAUUACUGCGAUGAUUUAUAUUUAAGGUCAGAUAUUGAUUUUCAUGGUAGUAAUUAAAUGUAAAUUUAUUUUAUGUUGUUUU